CUUCUCUUGUCAUCGUCUGAGUCAACCAGAUUCAUUACUUAGCUUAGUAUUGCUCGCUCAGGUCAUCAACAGCAAAGCUAUACGUAGAACAAAUCGUAUCAUACUCGUAUAGGUUUCCUAUCCGUAUGGGUGUCGUCCCCUCUUGACUCUCUGAGAUUCUUCUAUCUAUUUUUAUAUUGGAGUCUCCUAGGGUAGAUCCUUCUCUCUCUUCCUCCCACAGGUUCAAACGGUUACUGAGCAGUGAGCUUGCAGAAAGCUCUUUACCUGUAUUUCAAGGAACUUCAGGAUCUACAAUGAGUUUAGCAUGUCUUGUGUGCCAUAGUGUAGAUAGUCCAUCUCAAUCUUUUAGGAGUUACUCUGUUUCAAGUUCAGACAAUGAAGGCCGCUGCUCUGGGAUUGUUAACUGUUUGGCAAGGAAAGCAUCUCUCCACUCAGAGACUCCAAACGGCAUGAUCACAUCAUCCAAGGUGACCCCACAUCCAAUUAUGGCCAAUGGUCAAGUAAUCACAGGGUCACCACGCCUGGUCCGGAGCUGUGCUGUUAGAAGAGACCUUGUGAGGGACUGGAAUUUUGAUGAAGUAGUGAUGGAGCGCUAGCAUACAACAUUGACAAUAUAGAAGAGCUGAGAGCUCCUUUUGUUAGAGACUGGUUAAAUAUUGCUAAAGCUCUGAAUUCACUCUCUUUGAGUUCACUCUGUAUUUGUACAUAUUACAUUUCACCCAAUCAACCUUGCCUUAGAUUUGUCUUUAUUUUGCUUGGACACAGUGCGUUAUCCUUGAUGAAACUGUACAGACACUGAUGACUGGAACGGUUCCCAUUAGGUUUUUCUUCCUUGUGUUUUUGCCAGUGAAAAUUUUCUUUGUUUCGGAUUCA
Nelumbo nucifera (sacred lotus) is the source of this 873-nucleotide messenger RNA. RefSeq names its product PyrD. The record is from RefSeq and is a predicted model, not a curated record. NCBI's taxonomy places the organism in Eukaryota, Viridiplantae, Streptophyta, Magnoliopsida, Proteales, Nelumbonaceae.